CUAGGGCCACUCGCCGACACAAGAGAGCACUUUUUUUUUUUUUGGUGAUAGAGGGGACCCCGUGUGGCUCCGAGCAUCUGUUUCCGUCCCUCUGUUGGGUUUAAUGUGUCAGGCCGGCGUUGGUUCGCCGUCACCCCCCUGGAUAUUAUUUAUAACCGACAAGAAAAAUUGGAUGGGACGCGCACACGGGCAAGACAAUCCCGGAAAUAACAUGCGUACUCUCAGCCUGUCACGUACGCUCACUGAGGAUUUGCAUUGCUGUAGGCUGCCGUAGAUAUCCUACACUGCCUCAAAAUGUUUAUAAGACGGAUACAAAUAAAUACACAGAUCGAGAGUAUUAAAUGAGAGUAAUUGGUGAAAUAAGAGCCACUAGAAGAGGACUUGGACAUGAAACUUAUUCUCUCUGUGUGGCAGAGCUCCUCUCCAUCGGAGAAAAGCAGCGGCUGAGCUAGAAAAUGAAGAGAGGACGUGAGCUACGUGCGCAUCCAGCAGAUGACGAGAUGAAAUGGAGAGCUUGGGACACACGGACCUUUUAAACCCAAGCUCUUCCCGCGGAUCCGUCGCAGUUUCAGCCUCGCAGGAGGGAAGGACGAGCGGCCAGCAGUUCGCCUGUGGACCGGCAGAGAUUCACCACACGUACCGAGCGGACAUGGGGCUGAACGGCUUCUGCGCGGCGCCGGUCGGGAGUCCAACGGCCGCGGAGUUACUCGCGGGUCUGGCCUCUCAGACCGACUCCCCUGGAAUCACAACCCCAACGAAGCAGUCCAAAACCGGCGUGCCGCUCUACAACGGCGGGGUGGUGUCUCCGUUUGCCACCGUGGAGGGGAGCCACGCAGGCGUCUUGGCUCACACACCAAACGGUUACCCGGCACAAAUGAAGGGGGCUGCGGGGGUAACUGCCGGCCCCAUGUACCCCAUCACCAGCAGAGCCUGUCUGGUGGAGAAUGGGGAAAGGACAGCUCAUGAGAAGUGCCCUUUAUUGAUGAGGAGGAUCAAUGGUGACCUGAAAGGCAGGCAGAUGCAACAACAGAAACGGAGGGGUGGGGAGAACCGGGACACGGGGUCAGAAACUCUUAAUGGUCCCAUGGUAGGGUCACCGGGGUUAGGGGGUUCUGUGGAAGCUGCUUUUACGGCAGGAGACUCGGACUUGAAGAGGAGAAGGUUAACAGAGGGAACUGUUGGCCACAAAUCUUCAGAGGCUUCCAGAGUGGCCCGAGCAGUCGCCCCCCACAUGGUCACUGUCAACUGCAGCAACAGUUCCCAUAGCAACCAAAUGACUAUCAAUAAUGUGCACUGUGUCACUCCCCAAUCUCCCUUCACCCCUCCUGCCCCUCACACUAACCAGCACAACGGACAUAAGGUGGCCUCCUCAGGCCUGCCAGCUGCACCCAGCCAGAUCUCCCCAGUGGAGGCUAACGGCAUCCCGACCCCACCAGCACCUGCAGGGGCUGGCUGGUCAGCAGAGCGCAUAGCCCAGCAGUACAUCGUCCCCUGCAUGAAAUACUAUGGCAUCUGUGUGAAGGACAACUUCCUGGGCCCUCAGCUGGGCGACAGGGUCCUGGAGGAGGUGGAGGUCCUAAACCGCAGUGGGAAGUUUCGUGGCGGGCAGCUGGUGAGCCAGAAGAGCAUUCCCUCUCGCAGCAUCCGGGGUGACCAGAUCGCCUGGGUGGAGGGACGCGAACCCGGGUGCCAGAGCAUCGGGGCGCUGAUGGCUCACAUUGAUGAGGCCGUCAUGUACAGUGCUGCCAAUGGACAGCUGGGGGACUGUGUCAUCAACGGACGCACUAAGGCCAUGGUUGCCUGUUACCCAGGUAACGGGGCAGGAUAUGUCCGCCAUGUUGACAACCCUAAUGGAGAUGGACGCUGCAUCACAUGUAUCUACUAUCUUAACAAGAACUGGGAUGUGAAGAAACAAGGAGGGUUGUUGCAGAUCUACCCUGAAGGCAAAAAUGUGGUAGCCAACAUCGAACCUCUGUUUGACCGGCUGCUCAUCUUCUGGUCUGAUCGCAGGAACCCACAUGAAGUCAAGCCGGCCUACGCCACUCGCUAUGCCAUCACAGUCUGGUACUUUGAUGCCAAAGAGAGAGCAGAGGCUAAAGAGAAAUACAGACUGGCAACAGGACAGAAAGGUGUUCAAGUGCCUGUCACUCAAAACAGCAAGACAUAAAUCUCAUCUAAUCACUGGAGAGCACUCUGAAAUAUUAUGUGCCUUCCUGAACUGCUAAUGGACAUCGCGAUCAUAAAGGGAGACACUGUUAGACACUGUCAGUCGCCUCUGCAGCUCCACGCCACCCUUGCAUUGUCAGCUGUCAGAUCCACGUCACAGGCUGUGAUGUCAUGUUUUCCUGCCAUGUGAUUGGGCAGCUGAUCAGAGAUGCGGCAGAUAUAGAGCACAAUGGCCUGGAUAGUAUGGCAAAGGUGGCAGAAGAAGAAGUAAAUAACUUCGACAGUGUCACUGAAUCAUCUAUGAAGACAACUAACUGAAAAAAACAGGCUCCAUAAUUUUAUUUUGUUGCAGUUUUGCCUGUUCAGUUAUCAGUGAAGUUGUGAUGUAUUGAGUAAUCAUAGUUUUACUCUGCUCUGGUGUCAUUUUCAAUACAAACACAAGGGACAUAAACGAUGAAUCAGUGGAAAGACAGUGGGAAAAAAAAGAGGCGCAAGGAGUAGAAAUCAGUGGUGUUGUGUCUGAAAAUCCUUAUUUCCCCUAGACUGUGAUGUGGUCCCCUUGUCUCAUGAUGUGGGCAAGUGUGUAUGUGCGGGUAAUGUAAAGACAGAGACACAGGACAGAAAUGGCCCACAAGGCAUCAAGUGAUUCUCAGCCGUCAUACAGUGGAAAGUUGCCCUGUGGCACUCGUUCAGUCAGUCCUGGCUCAAGCACUAACCCUGAGCAUUACAGGGAUAUUUACAAUUUAUAAUCAGUGCAUGAGGACAACUCUACACUGUAGUUUGACUCUGUAUAGCACACUAAGUAUAGUUCAAGUAUUAUUCCAGGACCUUAUUACAACAUCUGUCUAAGAAUAAAAAAAAAAAAAAUCUUUUGCAACAGCCUCGAAAUGUGCCACAACAACCCAGA
This is a messenger RNA of Seriola dumerili (greater amberjack), 3073 nucleotides long. RefSeq names its product egl nine homolog 2-like (gene egln2). The record is from RefSeq and is a predicted model, not a curated record. NCBI's taxonomy places the organism in Eukaryota, Metazoa, Chordata, Actinopteri, Carangiformes, Carangidae. The transcript has 6 exons. Gene Ontology annotation, cellular component: nucleus; cytoplasm. Gene Ontology annotation, biological process: peptidyl-proline hydroxylation to 4-hydroxy-L-proline; cellular response to hypoxia. The coding region runs from base 506 to 2167 and encodes 553 amino acids. Gene Ontology annotation, molecular function: peptidyl-proline 4-dioxygenase activity; L-ascorbic acid binding; ferrous iron binding.